Molecule: messenger RNA, 1404 nt
Organism: Cyclopterus lumpus (lumpfish)
Lineage: Eukaryota; Metazoa; Chordata; Actinopteri; Perciformes; Cyclopteridae
Gene: htra4
Product: HtrA serine peptidase 4
Exons: 9
Coding region: 1-1404 (467 amino acids)
Biological process (GO): positive regulation of apoptotic process; proteolysis; programmed cell death
Cellular component (GO): extracellular region
Molecular function (GO): serine-type endopeptidase activity; protein binding
Source: RefSeq, a predicted model, not a curated record
AUGGAGUUGGUGGCAUCCCUCGCCCUCCUCGCCCUCCUCGCCUCUGUAGUUCACGCCGGUCCGCUGAGGGAGAGACACACGUGCCCUCGUGUCUGCGACGCCUCCCGCUGCCCGCCGCCGUCGCAGCUGGCCUGCUACUACGGCCGGGCGGCGGCCGGGUGCGGCUGCUGCGCGGUGUGCGCGGCCGGGGAGGGGGACGCCUGCGGGGAGCGCAGCGAUGGCGGCCUCCCCUGCGGCGAGGGGCUGCUGUGUGACUCCGUCCCGGGGAAGCUCGACGGGCCCCGCAGCACCUGCGUGUGCGCCUCCUCCGGCCCGGUGUGCGGCAGCGACGGCCGGACGUACCCCAGCGUCUGCCGCCUGGGAGCCGAGAACAGGAGAGCCGAGCUGGCCGAGGGUCCCCUGGUCCUUUUGAUCCAGAGGGGUUGGUGUGAUUCAGGAAUGCAACAUCAAGGAAGUAUGCGCUACAAGUUCAACUUCAUUGCAGAUGUGGUGGGCAAGAUCGUCCCAGCUGUGGUGCAUCUAGAGCUCUUCCAAGGAGUGCCAUUUUCCAGCGAGGAGGUCUCUGUGUCAAGUGGCUCUGGGUUUGUGGUGUCGGAGGACGGCUGGAUCAUCACCAGUGCUCACGUACUCCACAACAAGCGGCGGAUCAAAGUGGAGCUGAAAAGCGGUUCGCAGUACGACGCUUCAGUCAAGGACGUGGACCAGAAGAUGGACAUCGCUCUCAUCAAAAUCCAACCAGAUAGUCCCCUUCCUGUGCUCCGGCUCGGCCGGUCCUCAGACCUGCGCCCCGGUGAGUUUGUGGUGGCGGUGGGAAGUCCGUUCUCCCUACAGAACACCGUCACCACGGGCAUCAUCAGCACCGCGCAGCGCAACGGCCUGCAGCUGGGCUUCAAGGACCCGGACAUGGACUACAUCCAAACCGACGCCAUCAUCAAUUACGGCAACUCCGGUGGGCCGCUCGUCAACUUGGAUGGAGAUGUAAUCGGCAUAAAUACCCUGAAAGUGGCAGCAGGAAUCUCUUUUGCCGUCCCUGCCGACAAAAUACGGGAGUUCCUCGCCGAGUCCUACGCCAGACAAGUCAACCGAAAUGCUGCAGAGAAAAAGAAAUUCCUAGGUGUCCGGAUGCUGCAGCUCUCACCAUCCUUGAUCCGAGAUCUCAAAGAGCACGAGGACGAAUUUCCGGAUGUGAGCUCAGGUGUUUACAUCUAUGAGGUCAUACCUGGAACAGCUGCAUCCAGCGCCGGCUUGAUGGGUCGCGACGUCAUCCUCGGCAUCGACGGGCGGCCCGUCCGCUCCACGCAGGACGUGAUCGAAGCCGUCCGGAGCGGCGCGGCGCUUUCAGUGGUGGUGAGGCGAAAGGGGGAGGACGUUACUCUGACCAUCACUCCCGAAGAGACGGAAUGA